UAAUCGCGGUUUUUUUGAAUAACCAAGGCUUCCAAUUGACACAUCGAUGGCGCUGCACAUACCGUCAAUGAAUGUAAACAAAGGAUUUAGUUGAGUGUUGAUCGCCUUGGAGUUUGGCAAGAAAUAUUUGCAAAAUUAGACUUUCUUAAAUUAAAAUGAAAUUAAUUGCAUCCCAAAGAGCCGUACACGUUGAAGUGUGUGUCAAGCUAUUGCCAGGGAAACGCCUGGAGCAAAUGCAAGCUGCAAUUGAUGGACCACUACGAGAUAUUUUAAAAGUGAAACAACUGCCUUUCAAUGAAAUAAUCAAAUUGCCGAAGGAGGAAAUUGAAGAUGAAUCACUACAAUGUGUGGAGAGCAUUUUACUGGAAUGUGAAGCUAAGAAAGACGGGGAGCUUUUGUCUGCCGAUGAUUUUGACUUUCUGGUUUUCCAUUACUAUUGGCCUCAGAUCCGUAGUAUGGAAUUGGAAAUGUUUGAAACAGAUACGGAAUCUGAAUCAAUACCUGCUUCCAGCCAUUGGUUGCUGCCAUGUCAACCGUUUGUGGGUCUUUGGGAAAAUCUAAUUUAUGAUAGCGGCUCCAAGGAGAAAUUAUUGAAAUUUGCUCUCUCCGCGCUGUUAUUCUCUCAGCAUAAUGUCAAUUCAAAUAUUAUUUCAUGUAAUCGUCUGAUACUGCUUCAUGGACCACCAGGCACCGGAAAAACCAGUUUGUGCAAAGCAUUAGCUCAAAAAUUAGCCAUUCGUUGUCGGCCGAUAUUUCGACAUACCCAUUUGAUAGAAAUCAAUUCACAUUCAUUAUUUUCCAAAUGGUUUUCGGAGAGCGGAAAACUGGUUAUGCGUCUUUUUGCUAAAAUCAAAGAGAUCAUCGAAGAUCCCCACAGUUUGGUUUGCGUUCUAAUCGAUGAAGUGGAGUCCUUGGCCUAUGCACGCGAUUGUAUGUCCGGACAGGAGCCCAAAGAUGCUAUGCGUGUGGUGAAUGCCUUACUCACACAGCUGGAUAAUAUAAAAGAGCAUCCUAAUGUUCUUAUUUUGGCCACUUCAAAUCUGGCUGACACAAUCGAUUUGGCAUUUUUGGAUAGAGCAGACAUCAAACAAUACAUAGGACUGCCUAAUGUAUUGGCCAUAAGGAAAAUCUAUGAAUCCAUGCUAAUGGAGCUAGUAAGAGUUGGCAUGAUUGAUGGCAACUCAUCUUUGCAAGGUGAUGACAAACAUGAGGGCUUGCUCAUUGAACUCUCCAAGCGAAGCAAAGGUCUGAGUGGACGUACACUGCGAAAGCUGCCUUUUUUGGCUCAUGCUGCCCAUGCUUUCAAUGUAGAUUUUGAUUGUACUGCACAGAUUAGUUUGGCCGAUUUUCUUGAUUCCAUGUUGCAAGCCUUGGAGAAGCAUCAUGAGGAUCGCAAUUUAAUGAAAACCAAAAAAUCCGAGUAAUAUUUGUAAGUAAUGCCACAAGUUUUAAAUGUAUCAGCAAGAAGUGCGCGCAAACUUUUUGCCAAGUUAUUAUGAAUAAAAUACUGAACCUCCUUAAUAAUGAAA
Molecule: messenger RNA, 1529 nt
Organism: Stomoxys calcitrans (stable fly)
Lineage: Eukaryota; Metazoa; Arthropoda; Insecta; Diptera; Muscidae
Gene: pch2
Product: pachytene checkpoint protein 2 homolog
Exons: 4
Coding region: 156-1424 (422 amino acids)
Biological process (GO): meiotic recombination checkpoint signaling; reciprocal meiotic recombination
Cellular component (GO): chromosome; nucleus
Molecular function (GO): ATP hydrolysis activity; ATP binding
Source: RefSeq, a predicted model, not a curated record